Symbiodinium pilosum is the source of this 2634-nucleotide messenger RNA. Lineage: Eukaryota; Dinophyceae; Suessiales; Symbiodiniaceae. The record is from the annotation of a GenBank genome assembly.
AUGGAGGAGAGUUCAAAGACGGGCCAGCAGAUAAGCGUGACCAGCAUGACUGGUGCCCUUCUGAAGUGCAUUUGGAUGAUGUUGCAAAAAGAGAUUGGGCAAGUCAAGCAAUUCGAGAUAGAUCAGUACGCGGUGUCUUUCGAGGGUCAACAACUGAACAAGGCGGGUCCAUGUGAUGUGAGUGGCUUGAAGUUGGUGAUGUGGCGACAGGAUGGGGAGCCUGUCAAGGCCAUCGAAGGCGUCCAAACAAAUUUGAAGCUCACAGAUCCCAACAUGAACAUCCAGUAUGGAUUGAUUGGUGGUGGUCCACAUGGUGGCAAGGAGGAAGGUACGAUGCUCAAGAAGGAUGGCACCAGAUUCCAGACCAACGGGGGCCUCCGCAUCAAUUCCGGUCUGGUGCUGUCUACACCGGCCAGUGGUGCGGCAACCAGCGACAUGGCUUCGGGCGGCAAGAGUGGCCAGAUGGCGCUCAAUACGAAGGCUGCUGGUCCAACAGCAGCGCAUGCGGGCUUGGACGAUUUAAAUUUCCUGAUGGUUCCGUGUACUUGGGGCAAUGGCGCGGCAAUCGGUUCCAUGGUCUUGGAGCCCACUACCUUGCCGAUGGUUCCUCAUACCAUGGGCAAUGGGUCCAUGGAUCUCGGGAUGGUGUUGGCGUGGAAACAUGUUCGGGGCUCAGCUUUCGCCCUUGGUGUUGCUGGUGAGGGAGAAUACAUUGCGGCCAGCUGCUUGAUCUGCAUGUCCAUGUCCUCGAGGGAGAUCGACACGUUGGAGACAGUCCUUGGGGUGCUGUUGAAGGAUGAGGCCUUCUUUUUGAGUGAUGAACUGAGAGGCGCGCGGGUACUGAUGGCACAGCUUGUGGACAAGCUGAGAGAUGGCAUGAAGAAGGCAGCGAUACAGAGACCUGCAGAGAUGCGCCUGUCACUUCCUUCAUCAGCUGGAACUAUUUGCCAAAUCAAGCCAGCGCAGUUUAGUCGCUUGGUCUACGCAAAUCCGGUGUGUUUGCUGAGCUCUUGUCAGGGCCAGGAGCAAAACCUCAUGACCAUCAGCUGGCUGACAGCAGUGGACAAUAAUGGGCACCUUGUGCUGUCUGUGAAUAAGCGCCGCCAGUCGGCUGUCAGCAUACUGUCAGCGGGAACUUUUGUUCUCAACGUACCGACAGCCCAACUUGCUAAGACGGUGCUAGAGAUAGGAGGCUGUAGCGGGCGAGAUGUGGACAAGAUCGAGCGAUUCAGAGCUGACUUGGGCGGUUACUGCUUGCCCGGGUGGAGGCCUCUUGAAACAUGGCCCCCGUCGCAGGAGAACCGUGACGCAGGCGACCAUGUAUUUGCUAUCAGCGGAUGUGUGGCUCACUUGGUCAUCCAAGUUCUGGCGAACCUUUCCGAUCUUUCCGAGAUACCACAGCUGAGCUCACAUCAUCUUUUCGUGUGCAAAGUAUGCCGAGCCUUCGUUCACAGCACAUACUGGGAUGGGAAGAUUUUUGCGCCUCGACCGAACAUGGAAGUAGCGCACAAUGUGGGCAAAGGACAAGACUUCUCAGCUUUGAAGCAAAAGAAUGCAAAGACGGAAGACAAGGUCAGGCUACCCAAGUACGUCGAGAUCUCACAAGAAGCGCUUCUGGCAGCUGCAGUCAUGCAGAAUAAGAGGGACGAUUUGCGAAAGCUGCUGGAAGCAGGCGCCCCGCUGGAAGCCAUUUCAAGCAAGGGCCGAACUGCCCUGGCUUGUGCAGCCGUAAUAGAUGAUGUUGAGAGCGCUCGUUUGCUCUUGGAGAAAGGUGCGCACCUGGAGGCGUUGGACGACUCCGGACGGACACCACUGGCCUUAGCCGCUGCUUACGGGAAUCUUGACGUUGUUCGCUACUUCGUCGAGGCUGGAGCAAAUGUGGAGGCAAGAGACAACGGAAAGAUGACUGCGCUUCUUUGGGCAUCGGUGAACGGAAACGAAGAUAUCGUUCGAUUCCUUCUGGAUAAUGGCGCCGACAUACAGGCCGAGGACGAAGAUGGUCCUACUUGCCAAGUUGUUGGCGUAGUUCCCGUUUGCUCUGGUGGCGCUGACUUCUUACCAUACGUUUGCACUGAUCAUGCAGUGCGCGGCUGCCUAGCACAGCCAGUUCCAUUCAACAUUGUCAUUGGCAAGGCCGCAGUGUAUUGGGGAGAUUUCUGCAGAGGGCAGAAGGCGCAGCAUGGAUGGCUCGGGCGUGUGCGAAUGGGAAGAGGGCAGCCGCUUUGCUGGACAGCUCAGCUCUCAGCUGAUGUUUUUUCGUCGUCGUCGGCGGGGGGGGCGGUCGUGGGGGUAGUGGUGGUGCUGGUCUUGGCGGCCUCGCUGGCACCGGUGGAGCUGGCGCUGGUGGAGCUGGUGGCGGUGGCGGUGGAGGAGGGGUGGUUGGAUGGGUGCGGUGGCUGUGGCUGUGGUGUCGUGGUCGUUGUUGGGUACUGGUGGCGAGCGGGCUUGAUUUGUGGCCAUGGGGUCUUGUCAUCCGACGGCGGCUGCCGCAUAUACAGGGGACAGUGGCUCCAUUCGAAAAAGCAUGGACGUGGUGUAUACACGUGGCCUGAUGGCAAGCAGUACCAUGGCUGCUGGUACGAUGCCCAAAUAUCCGGUGCCUCGGGGUUCAUCGGCUCCAAAGGAGGCCUUUGA